Messenger RNA from Bombina bombina (fire-bellied toad), 1911 nucleotides. RefSeq names its product tripartite motif containing 72 (gene TRIM72). The record is from RefSeq and is a predicted model, not a curated record. The coding region runs from base 145 to 1578 and encodes 477 amino acids. NCBI's taxonomy places the organism in Eukaryota, Metazoa, Chordata, Amphibia, Anura, Bombinatoridae. Gene Ontology annotation, molecular function: protein binding; zinc ion binding. The transcript is spliced from 8 exons.
ACUGACACAUGGGGGGGUACCCUGGGUGAGGGGGAAGCCAGGGAGUGAUCUGGGCUUGUGCACUUAUACAGAGCUCUCCAGCAUAUACAGGGUCCCAGUCCUGUCUUCAGAAUACUUUGCACAGACCCACAGGCUAUUUGCAGGAUGUCCUCCCCUCAGCUGAUGCAGGGCAUGCAUCAAGACCUCACAUGUACCUUGUGUCUUGAGCUCUUCCGGUCCCCUGUCACCCCUGAGUGUGGUCACACCUUCUGCCAGGCCUGCCUGAUUGGGUCUCCAAAAGCUGAAGACCAAAAUGGAGCCACAUUGUGUCCCACCUGUCAGGCCCCAUCCAGACCUGAGUCCCUUCGAAUCAACCAAAAACUGGAGCACCUGGUAGAGAGCUUCAAAAAGGUCCCACAGGGCCACUGCCAGGAACAUAUGGAUCCACUGAGUGUCUUCUGCGAGCAGGACAAGGAGCUCAUCUGUGGGGUGUGCGCUUCACUGGGCAAACACAAGGGGCACAACAUCAUCACAGCUGCCGAGGCUCAUGGGAAGAUGAAGAGACAACUCCCUCAGCAACAAGUCAUCCUGCAAGAGGCUCGUUUAAGGAAGGAGAAGACAGUUGCUCUGUUGGACAGGCAGGUGGCUGAGGUCCAGGAUACAGUCUCACGGUUUAAGAAAAAUGUAAAGGAUCAGCUGAAUAUUAUGCGUUCCUACCUCAAUAUGAUGGAGACUUCAUUGGGCCGUGAGGCCGACAAGGCUGACCGAGAUGCCACAGCAGCUCUCGUGGGAGAACGCAAUAGCAUGGCGCAUUAUAUGGAGCAGCUCCGGCAGAUGGAGGGCAUUCUCCAAGAUGUAGAGGGCCAGGAGCAGACUGAAUUCCUCAGGAAAUACUGUGUCGUUUCAUCCAGGUUGAAUAAAAUUUUGGGAGAGUCCCCUCCUCCUGGGCGCCUUGACAUCCAACUUCCUGUCAUCUCCGAUGAGUUUAAAUUCCAAGUAUGGAGGAAAAUGUUCAGAGCGUUAAUGCCUCCCCUGGAAAAUCUCACACUUGACCCUGACACGGCCCAGCAGAACUUGGUGGUUUCUGAGGAUGGUAAAACGGUUGAGUGUUCUGACCACAAACAAGCAGUAUCAGAUGAGCCUGGUCGUUUUGAUAAAAGCAACUGCCUUGUGACAAAAGAGAGUUUCACAGAGGGAGAACAUUACUGGGAAGUAGUGGUUGAAGACAAACCAAGGUGGUCCUUAGGCAUCAUCUCUGAGACUGCCAACCGAAAAGGGAAGCUUCAUGCCAGCCCUUCACAUGGCUUCUGGAUUCUGGGCUGUAAGGAUGGUAAAGUGUACGAGAUAUUUGCUGAAGCAAAAGAACCACGACUCCUCCGUGUGGAUGGCCGUCCGGAGAAAAUUGGAAUUUAUCUCAGUUUCUCUGAUGGUGUGGUGUCGUUCUUUGAUGCAGAUGAUGAGGACAACAUCAAGCUUCUCUAUACUUUCCAUGAGCGAUUCUCAUGCAAGCUUUACCCAUUCUUUGAUGUCUGUUGGCAUGAUAAAGGAAAGAAUGCCCAACCAUUGAAGAUUUUCUGGCCAACAACUGGCCAAUCAUAAGUGCCAAUAGCAACACAGUUGAUAUAUAUAAGAAAAUGAACAUGCUGCAACAUUAAUCUGUCCUAAAGUUGCUUUUGAAGUCCUAUGGGCAGUAUAAGUAGGCACGUGUGCAAACUUAAUCGUUUAACACCGAGGGUAAUUGGAAUUAUCUACAGAUAAUCAUAAAUAUCACUGAAAGCACUAAAACAGCAGCAUAUCUAUGUCUAGUGGGGAGGCACUCAACACGAUUUUUAUUUUGUUUUCUAGAGUAGGAUCACUGGGAUUUUAACUAUAAAAUAAUCAUUGUGAUUUCUGAUACACACUAGUAGCUCCCAAUAAAACAAAUAAGAAACA